Molecule: messenger RNA, 1085 nt
Organism: Mirounga angustirostris (Northern elephant seal)
Lineage: Eukaryota; Metazoa; Chordata; Mammalia; Carnivora; Phocidae
Gene: TMEM242
Product: transmembrane protein 242
Exons: 4
Coding region: 232-657 (141 amino acids)
Source: RefSeq, a predicted model, not a curated record
CUGGGAGGACACCACCCCCCGGGGCUGGGGUGGGGACACCCCCGUGCAGCCACCACGUUUUCCUUGCGGGUCGGUGGGGGAGGAGAGAGGGUUUGGGGUCCGCGGCCGUUCCCGGGACCAGUAUUCAGAACGCACAGGGAGACGUGGUAGCGGAACCUUUCUCCUCCGCCUCGCUCUCGCUUCCCCCCCGGAACCGGUUGGCGUCGGACCCAGUGGUGGAGGCUUAUAAACAUGGAGACAGCCGGUGCCGGGCCUGGGCCGCCGUCCUCUGGUCUCGACACUCCGGGAUCCCCAGACGAUCGGCUUUUCCUGGUGAAAGGUGGAGUUUUCCUUGGUACUGUGGCUGCAGCAGGAAUGCUAGCCGGAUUUGUUACAACAUUAUCAUUGGCUAAAAAGAAGAGCCCUGAAUGGUUCAAUAAGGGAAGUAUGGCCACAGCUGCCUUACCAGAGAGCGGGUCUUCCCUUGCCUUGCGAGCCCUGGGUUGGGGCUCACUUUAUGCAUGGUGUGGGGUUGGUGUGAUCAGCUUCGCAGUCUGGAAGGCUUUAGGAGUUCACAGUAUGAAAGACUUUCGAAGGAAACUGCAAUCAAUAUUUCCAGCAAUUCCCAAGAACUCCGAAUCUUCUCUUGAGUGGGAGGAAACAUUGAAAUCCAAAUGAGAUGAGCAUGGUGGGGAAAGUCUAAAACUGUCAUGGCAAGGGUAGCUUUGGAGGUGCCACAGAAGCAAAGGGACUCCCCUGAUUUGUCAUCAGCAACAUGUGCCUUGGUGACUGAACCCACGGGAUGGAUGGCGUUCAGUGUCCACACAGGAGGCCCACAGUCUGUGUGCUUUACUUUAACAUUGAUGUGGCGUGUGUGUGUAUUAAGGUUUUCCCAAAAUUAGGAGGAUCCUUUCAAAGUAAUUAUAUGGAUAAGUUCUUGGCGGAGAAGAUCCCAAGGGAAAUAUUUCUGUUAGUAACAGCUAAAACUAAGUUUUGUACCUGAAAAAAAAAAUGUAAAAUAACAGACGAUGGAAAAUCUUUAUAGACAAACUCCUACCAGCACUGGUACCUCAAUGUGUCUAAUUAAAUGAGUUUCCACAGCCUUU